AUGCCAUGGAACGCGAGCAAUAAUCCCGCGGGCGACAUUCGCGCACCAGCCAUAGCAACGGCACUUCGUCUUCAACAGCAACGGAAUAGGCCUACAGAUUCCGUCACCCCCAGAGCCUUUUCUCUUCGUGUGGUGGAGAUGGAUGACCUUAAUAUUUCCCACGAGUAUCUGAAAGAGUUGCGUCACUGUGCUCUGCUGCACCCAAAAGAUUUUCCUACCGAUGCUGCAGGUCCUGACGGUACAAUCCUUGUCCAUCCAAGACUACACGCACAGUUUGUAGUGGCUGCGCGUUCUCAUGAGGCUGUCCCAUGUGGCCAUAUUGCUUUGUCACAAGUGCAAAUGAUCAAUCUAGAGCUCUGCAGUUUACAGACAGAAAAGUGGGCACUUUUCUGGGAUCAGGUGUCGAUUGCGAACGCUGUGGCAAUUGAAAUUCGGCCGAUGCUAAUGAAAAAUAAUAUGAAUAUCAACAAAGAGGAAGAGGAGGUUACUGCAGAAGCGAUAAAGGAUCCGACUGCUACGAUUGUGACGGAUGCCAAAGAGUUUGCCGCUGCAUUCAUCAAGUAUACGUGGCAACGCGUACUGACUGAGCAUGAGCGUAUCGUGAUGGCUUUCAAAGAUGGUCAUACCUACUUCGUCCGCGUCUUGGAAGUCGAUGUCAAGGAUGAAGACGAAACAGACUUUACCAUGCCGGACUCGUAUCGCGGUCGGGUGGAUCAUGACACGCAAAUAUUUGUGUCAUCAGACAACGGAGAUUCUUCAGCUUUUAAAUUGCUCAAUACGUCAACCCUCGACAAUGCAGGCCUAAAAUCUGUACGCUCCGACGUUGUUACAGUGCUUACAAACGACGGGGAAGAAUUUCCUGUAAAAAAGAAGCUGCUUUUUCCGUGCAUCAAACUGUCAUCAGCUGUACUUUCAGGCAUGGGUGUACAUAAAGAUGCUACCACUACAAUCAAGGUAGACGUGGAUUGUUGUACGUUCGAUCGCGUACUGUUAUAUCUCGAACACGAAGCUCGCGACGACAGCACUGAGUUUCAGUUCGAUCCUUCAGUCAUAGACGAUCUUUUAGCCGCUGCUAUAAAAGUGGGAUGCGUUGGAUUACAAGAGGUUUGUCAGAAACGCUUUGGUGAAUUCGAAUCACGAGUGCGCAAGGAAGCAAUUCGAUGGGUAGAGGUCGUUCGGCGCAAUGCAUCGGGCGAGGUGUGGCUCGUCAUGCAAGGAAUGGUAUUAGAUAUUACGCGCUGGGUCCCAGAGCAUCCAGGGGGUUCUGAAUUAAUUGCUCAAGAGGCGAUAAAUGUAGAUUCAACAGUCAUGUUUGAGAUCUACCACGCCAGUCGCCAGUCUUUCCGCUAUCUUAAACAAUUUUACAUUGGAGAACUUUCCGAGUUCGAUAUUGGUACAAUACCCGCAACAAAAGAGCAGCCAUCAGAAGCAUUUAUACAAGAAUUGCAACAUUACACGACGUGGCGUAUCAAGCCGAAAGAGCAUGUUUACAAAAGCUUUUAA
Messenger RNA from Plasmopara halstedii, 1503 nucleotides. RefSeq names its product cytochrome b5. Gene Ontology annotation, molecular function: heme binding. The transcript has a single exon. NCBI's taxonomy places the organism in Eukaryota, Oomycota, Peronosporomycetes, Peronosporales, Peronosporaceae. The record is from RefSeq and is a predicted model, not a curated record. The coding region runs from base 1 to 1503 and encodes 500 amino acids. Gene Ontology annotation, cellular component: intracellular membrane-bounded organelle; membrane.